Messenger RNA from Candidozyma haemuli, 525 nucleotides. It is a transcript of the gene ESS1, whose product is annotated as peptidylprolyl isomerase. Gene Ontology annotation, cellular component: nucleus; cytosol. The transcript has a single exon. Lineage: Eukaryota; Fungi; Ascomycota; Pichiomycetes; Serinales; Metschnikowiaceae. The coding region runs from base 1 to 525 and encodes 174 amino acids. The record is from RefSeq and is a predicted model, not a curated record. Gene Ontology annotation, molecular function: peptidyl-prolyl cis-trans isomerase activity; protein binding.
AUGGAAACAGGAUUACCUCCCAGCUGGUCCAUUAAAGUGUCCAAGAAGCACAACGAGCCUUACUACCUUAACCAGGCAACCCAGGAAUCUACCUGGGAACCUCCAUAUGGCACUGAUACCAGCAAACUCGAAACUUACAUUAAUAAGUUCAAAGCCAACGGCAACAAGCCUCUUGUCAACGAUGACGGUAAAAUUAGAGCCUCCCAUUUACUUGUGAAGAAUGUCACAUCUAGAAAACCAAAAUCCUGGAAGAGUCCAGACGGUAUUGAUCUCUCCAGGGACCAGGCCAUUGCCAUAAUCAAGGGACACCAGAAGAGAAUCCUCAAUGGCGAAAUCAAGUUAUCUGACUUAGCUCAAUCUGAAAGUGACUGUUCUUCCCAUGCCAACGGCGGUGACCUUGGAUUUUUCGGUAAGGGUCAAAUGCAACCAGCUUUCGAACAGGCUGCUUUUGGCCUCAAUGUUGGUGAAUUCAGUGACAUUAUCGAAACCGACAGUGGUAUUCACAUUCUUCAAAGAACCGCUUAA